AAACAUUUUGAAUUAAAAAACCUAGUUGCCGGAAAAAUGAGGAAUAUGGUUCUACUUUUAGUCGUUGUUUGCCUAAUACCAUCGGCAUUUAGCGCUGUUCAAGAGGAUCAAUUCAGUCCUACUUUGGUUUCGAUAUAUAAAGAUUGGACACAAAGAUGUAAGAUGUAUACUGGUACGACAGAAGAUCUUAUUAAGCAAUCUCGUGAAGGGAAUUUCCCAGAAGAUGACUCCAUUAAGAGAUAUACCGAUUGCGUUUGGACACAUCACAACUAUCUGAUUAGUCCGGAUAGAAGCAUCGAUGAACGUAAACUCAAAUAUCUAUUGCCCAAGGGAUCGGAACCUAUUAUAGAAGCUAUCAAAAAAUGUACUGCAGAUAAUUCAGGAGAAACUGAUGAUAAAGAGUUUUAUUGGAAGAUGCACAAGUGUUAUCAUGCUAACGUAGAUUCAUCGAUGUAUUAUUUCCUGUAAUCUGUCAUGGAGAAGAUAUACUGAGCUGAAAUAAUGGAAAUGAUAUUGUAAUAUAAUAUUUGUUCUGAAUAAAAAUAAUUGUAUGAG
Diorhabda carinulata is the source of this 555-nucleotide messenger RNA. RefSeq lists its product as uncharacterized. The record is from RefSeq and is a predicted model, not a curated record. Bases 37 to 468 code for a protein of 143 amino acids. Lineage: Eukaryota; Metazoa; Arthropoda; Insecta; Coleoptera; Chrysomelidae. Gene Ontology annotation, molecular function: odorant binding. The transcript has 7 exons.